Microdochium trichocladiopsis is the source of this 1892-nucleotide messenger RNA. RefSeq lists its product as uncharacterized. Bases 125 to 1417 code for a protein of 430 amino acids. Gene Ontology annotation, molecular function: FAD binding; monooxygenase activity. NCBI's taxonomy places the organism in Eukaryota, Fungi, Ascomycota, Sordariomycetes, Xylariales, Microdochiaceae. The record is from RefSeq and is a predicted model, not a curated record. The transcript has 2 exons.
GUGUUCUUUGUUCCCGUCUUGGCACCCAAUCUGCACCAUCACGGGAGCAUCGUGUACUUGAGCCAAUCCACCCCUCAGCUCAGCUUCUACUUCCACCGUAGCCAGUCACCAGACGCCCGACCCUAUGGUCCAGCAACUUCACGUCGUGAUUGUCGGCGCUGGGCCCGCCGGGCUGGCCGCAGCCCUGGCACUGACGCGCCAACCACCGCCAGACGUGCGGGUGCGCGUCACCAUCCUCGAGCUCCGGCCCGCGCCGGGCACGCUGGGCGGUGCGAUCAACAUGACGCCCCUCGCGCUCAGGUACCUCGACUCGCUGGGCUGCGGCGCCAAUGUCAGAGGGGCCGGCUCGAACACCAGCGUCCUGGACAUGCUGUCGCUGCGGACGGGCAGCAUCAUCGCCGGGCUGUGGCCGAACGCGGGCAACAUGCGGGUCGGCAGGCAGACGAUUGUCGAGUCGAUGCUAGACGCGCUGGCCGAGCAGCCGAGCGAGGGUCUCGCCAUACGCUUCGGCGUCACUGUGAAGACGAUCGAGCAUGUGGGCGACGACGACGGCGAUGGCUGCGUGCGAGUGUACCUCCACGACGCCGCGAGCAGCCGCGACGAGACGCUCGAGGGCGACGUGCUCCUCGGGUGCGACGGCAUCCACUCGUUCGUGCGGAGCAGCUUCGUCGAGCCCGGCCGCGAGAAGAUGUUCUCUGGCCGCGUCGGCGCGUACGGCUACGUCGACGUCACAACGCCCGGCGACGCCGAGCUCGUCAGGGCCGACGGCGCGCCUGCCGUCGGCGACACCACCAUGAUAUCAGGGCGGGCCGGGCACCUCCUCGUCACGUUCUUCGACAAGCCGCGCGCGCGGCUGUACCUGGCCGCGGUCCUGCACCGGGCGCAGGACCGUAAGUCGGAGGAGGCGAGGGAGGGGUGGAGGGUGGUCGGGAGCGACAAGCAGGGCCUGAAGAGGGAUAUCCUGGCGCUGUUCUCCGGAGGGCAGGUCAAGGGGCUCGAGGGCCUGCUCGACCGCUGCGAGGAGUGGUACUUCUUCCCGGUGUACAUGCUCCCGCCCAGGGGCGUGUGGUCCAAGGGCAGGGUUCUGCUCCUGGGCGACGCGGCUCAUGCGAUGCCGCCGCAGGGCGAGAGCACCGGCAUCGCCAUCGAGGACGGCGUGCUGUUCGCCCAUGUCUUCAGCAGAUGUGCUACCCGAAGCGUCCGGCGGCUGAUGAGUGAUUACGAGGCGCUCCGGAGGGAGCAGGUCGAGAAGGUGUACAGCCAGACGGUGUGGAGCUGGAAGCAGGGGGGCACGACGGCGAGCUGGCUCGGCAAUGUAGUCAUGGAGUGGCUUACGACGGCGGUUGUGUACGUGAUGAACUGGAGACAGGGUGAUCAUUUUGCAAGGGACGUGACCAAGAUGGAGCUGCCGGAGUGACGGACGUCCUGGGGGAGUGGGUGGUGGGGGUUUACUGGUAGCGAUAGCGUGGGAUGAAUACCAGGUUUGUUUGCCCUUUCUCUUCGUCGCUCCAUCUAUGAUGGUGCCUUUGGAACUGGCAGACACACGAGUUUGUAGGGUCAUGUUUAAGUUAUACGGCCGACCUUACUACUUCCCUAUGGCGAGCAUUGUGCCUGGAGCGGGAAACAGGGGUAAAAAGCCGAAAGACGUUGCUUUGGUAACAGUUGGGUCAAAAGGGAGGAGAGAAGCGAAGUGAAGAAUAUGACGUGAGUUUUGGGAACACGGUGUUACUCGCCCGACCGAGUGAUGGUAUGAUUUUGCCCAGCAUAUCGUAGCCUCAAGGACGUGACCCUUGGCGGGGUAAGAAACGAGGCCAUCCGAUCUAUUUUUAGCAGGGACAGAAAAGAUUACGUUCAUAGAUAUGCACUUCUUAAUCUUAGCGACGAAGAGCAAU